This is a messenger RNA of Uloborus diversus, 2210 nucleotides long. RefSeq lists its product as uncharacterized. The record is from RefSeq and is a predicted model, not a curated record. NCBI's taxonomy places the organism in Eukaryota, Metazoa, Arthropoda, Arachnida, Araneae, Uloboridae. The transcript has 16 exons. Bases 274 to 2106 code for a protein of 610 amino acids.
GCAGCUGUUCAUUUACGUUGAUGUUGUUUACAAACGUUUUGAGAUGCUUAGCUCUAUGUAAAAGACAGAUUAAUGUAUUAUGUUUGACCUGCUCAUCUUGUUUCUGAACACUUAUUUAUUUAAUGUAUAUCCUAUUAAAUUUAAGUAGCAAGGACAUUUUCGUAUAGUAUGUCAUAUUUUUAUUCAGUUCUAGACCAUCACGUGAAUUUUUUUAUCAUGUUUCAUAUAUACUCAAGUUCUUCUUUGAAUGAUAUCUUCAACAUUUAGUGGACCAUGCUCUUGGAGCUAUGUGACUGGUGCCGAAAAUGCAAGAGAGGUGCAGAUGGCUAUGUUUCGUUGAGAAGAGUUUUUCUUCUGGUGAUAGUGUUGCUAGGUUUUCUGUUGUAUGCGGGCCCUUCUAUGUUCCGAUGGCUGAGGAAGAAGACGCCCAUUAUGAUAGAUCCCAACAUUGGAUGUGUUGCGGCCAACAUGAACUCCUUGGUACGAGAAUCCACCUACUUUGAUGCAAGCAUCUUUCGUUCAUAUGAACCGGAUGAUGAAUUUCUCCUUCCAUUUAUAGGAAAUGGAAAGAUGGGUGUCCCUCUGGAUGAGGAAGAGAAGUUGUACCUCUUCUACAGGCGGUCCCUCUCUGUCCCAGUCCCCUACCGCCCGGUUGUACGUGUCGACAUUCCCGGAGCCCCCCACAGAGAAGGGUUUGCCACUCAGUACAAGAAUGGUAUUGCUUACAAAUUCCAAUGUUUCAACAUGAGGAGACACCCUGUCAGUGUAAUUCACCAGUUUUAUGCAUACCGAGUGGUACCCUCCAUUUUCAUCCAGCAGAUUGAAAUCACAAACCCAUUGAAUGAAGAUCUGACGCUGAUUUUGAGACAAGAAUCAUCCGUCAUAAAUGAUCACACUCCUUUAGUCAUAACACUGCCAAAUGGAAACCGAUUCGAGUACGGAGUCUUUUCGGAUGUUGUGGCUAUCCCAGGGUCUUCUGAAAAAAUGGUGGUAUCAGUGGCCACUACCAAAGUGCUGGGGACAAUCGUAAUAUCCCCAAAGAGCUCAAAGAAGCUUGUGAUCCGGACGGCCGUCCACUACUCAGAGCCGUCAAGUGUCUCAGAGUCUGAAUCUGUGAAGCAGAAGCUGGAAUCUCGAGCACAGAUGGAUCUUAGGAAUGCCUUGGACUCUGAUCCACUUUACCUGAGGAUGAAGCAUAUAGAGAGUUGGAAGAAACUGUGGCACAGUGGGUUCAGCAUCAGUUAUUCCAAGGCACAGGGUGCCCUGAAUGGGGACCGCAUCAAUGCAACCCUCUAUUAUGUCCUGUCAAGUGCUAGAGAUCCCCCUUCAGAGUCAGAUGCUACCCCUGGUCAGAGAGCGGCUGCCCUCCGUUACCUGUACAUGCCAGACAAAUGCUACAGUGGACAUCACACACUGCAAGCAUCAACGCUAUGGUCUGACUUGAAAACAAUGAACGAUGUUAACAGAAUUGUGGAUCUCUGGAUUUUGACUCUGACCAAGCAAGGAUGUCACCAUCUACUGAUGGCAGGUGCUGAGGGCGUGAUGCAAGCAAUGCUGCUAAGUUUUGGUGGCUUCAAGUUCAGCCAGCACCACCUGGAGUGGGACACAGAACCAAAGGAUCUACACCGGGACCUAUCCUUCCGGCGCAUGGUCUAUGGCAAUGCAACACAUGUUAAUGUCAGUGUUGCAGUUAGGCAAGAGGAUAACAAGGCUGUCAUAUGGACAGCCCUGGACCGCAGUGACAAGGACUACUAUGCCUGUGAUGGGGGUUGCCUUGACCCUCCCAUCAAGCUUGGAUCUGAUCCUGUUCAGCUGCCGGUCAAACUGACCAGUCCUAUAACAGCCAUCCUGUACAUAACAGCGGACAAGCAACACAUGGAAGAACUCAAGCACACCAUACAUGUGGCAGAAGUUGUUGAAGCACCAGCACACGAGCACCACAUCCUAGCACAGCACCGCCACGGUCAUCAGCUGGGUGGUCUGCCGGCAUUCUUCUGGGUGUCAGUGGCCUUCCUCAUAGCAGUCUUCCACCUGUUCUUGGCCAAACUUGUCUACAAUGAAUACUGCAGCUCCCAAGAGAAGUCCCGGGGCAGAUACGUUGUCUGACAUCCCCUGUACAUACUUCUUUUCCUUCUUGUGUACAUAAAGCUCUUUAAUAUAUACACUUAUUUAUGACAGCUUGCCCUUUGACAUUCAUUUUGUUCUGAUGU